Molecule: messenger RNA, 420 nt
Organism: Leishmania braziliensis MHOM/BR/75/M2904
Lineage: Eukaryota; Euglenozoa; Kinetoplastea; Trypanosomatida; Trypanosomatidae
Exons: 1
Coding region: 1-420 (139 amino acids)
Source: RefSeq, a predicted model, not a curated record
AUGUUCCUUGUGAACGCGUCUGUUGCCGGUGCUUGUGGCGCGCUCUCAGGUGUGGUCGGGAAGCUUGCCGUGGAGUCCGCGCGCGUUCCGUUGUUGGUGCGGAGCGGUGGCCUCUACCUACAGCUCGAUCUGGCCACCAUGGAGAUGGUACAGGCCGUCGUUCCAUGGCUGCUGCGUAUCUUCCUUUUCCUAAUGAACGCCGUUCUGACAGCGUCCAUGUGGCGCUUCUACUUGAAGGCGCUUUCUCAAGGUCCGACACCAGUUUGCCAGAUCUUGAAUACCGGAACGAACUUUGUCGUCAGCGCUGUGACUGGGCUUGUGCUCUUUUCAGAGGAGGUGACGCUGAUGUGGGGUGUCGGGGCGCUGCUGAUUGUCAUAGGCCUGGCGCUGGUGGUGUCCGAUCCGCAGGUCAGCGUGUGA